CCUAAUGAAAAAAAAAAGAAGGUAAAAUGUCGUUUGCUUCUUUCUCUUUAUCACGAAUCUCUCCAGUUCAGCUCCAUCGAUUCUUUUCGGUGAACCAAAUCCAGAAUAAUUUUCAAGUUUCUCUCCAUCAAUUUUUUUUUUUAAUUCUUAAAUCAAGCUUUAUACUUUGUUGGUGUUUCUGAGCGAGAGCUUGCUGUUGAUGGUGUUUUAUUUCAUAAGCCCCAUCGUUUGAGGUUUGAUUUAUAACACCAUUUGUUUUCUUGGACUACAGAACAAGCGUGGUGGAAGGGAUAGCCAUGGAGCUUGCUCUCUCAUUGGAGAAGCUACUAGGUGGGGAAGGUUAUUACAUAGGACAAGGAAAAUUUGGAACAACGUUUCUAUGCAUGGAUAAGUAGACAGGUAAAGAGCUCGCUUGCAAAACGAUAGCCAAGAGGGAACUAACGACGCCUGAGGAUGUUGAAGAUGUGAGAAGAGAGAUUUAGAUAAUGCAUCAUCUGUCUAGUCAUCCAAAACGUAAUUCAGAUCGUUGGUGCGUAUGAGGAUGCAGUAGCUGUUCAUGUUGUGAUGGAGAUUUGUGCAGGUGGAGAGUUAUUUGAUAGGAUUAUACAGAUAGGUUACUAUACAGAGAGAAAAGCUGCUGAGCUUGCUAGGAUCGUUGUUGGUUUUAUAGAAGCUUGUCAUUCUCUUGGUGUGAUGCACAGUGAUCUUAAACAUGAGAAUUUUUCUUGUUUGUAAGUUGAGACGAAGAAGCUGCUCUCAAGUCUAUUGAUUUUGGUCUCUCUGUUUUCUUUAAACCAGGAGAAACAUUCACUGAUGUAGUUGGGAGUCCUUAUUAUGUGGCUCCAGAAGUUUUAUACUUCAUUUGGCCGUAGUCCUUAAUACCUCAUGUGGCCGUAGUUGUUUUCAUUUGCAGGGUAUAUUCCUUAAUACUUCAUUUGCAGGGUAUAGUCAUUUGGCCGUAGUUGUUUUCGUAUCCUUUUUUUUUUUUUUACUUUGACAACUAAAAAAGGUUUAUUCUUUUUGGCUAGUGUUGAUGUGAUUUUCUCAGGAGAAACAUACCCUGACUCUUGGAUUGAAAAGGAGGCAAGGAAGAAAUGAUUUUGCAACACAUUCGGGUCUGCAUAUUAGUAUUGAGAAGUCCACUAUAUACACUGCUGGUGUCCCUCCACUCCUCAAAGAUGAGAUUCUCCAUGAAUUCCCGUUUGCUUCUGGUUCUUUACCAGUUCGAUAUUUGGGUUUGCCACUUCUGCCACGAAGGAUGACCUCAGGAGACUAUCUCCCUCUCAUUGAAAAGAUUCGCAUGCGAAUAGCCUCCUGGACAGCUAGAAUGCUUUCCUUUGCAGGUCGAUUACAGUUAAUUAGUUCUGUGCUUUUUAGUUUGACAAAUUUCUGGAUAUCAGCUUUUAGACUCCCUAAAGCUUGUAUCAAGGAGAUUGAUCGAUUAUGUUCAGCUUUCUUGUGGUCUGGACCCUCUUUGAACACAAAGAAAGCUAAAGUUGCCUGGUCAGAGGUCUGCUUACCAAAGAGUGAGGGAGGCUUGGGGCUACGGUCACUCGAGGAAGCAAAUAAGCGGAGACGUAGACACCGUUUCCCUUUGUUCGUUGCAAUAGAGGAGGCAAUACAGAAGCAGCAACUCAGUCGCUCUGACGAUGUGUAUGACAUACCACUAUGGAAAGGGAAAAACGAUUGCUACCGCAAAAGUUUCUCCACCAAAGACACUUGGUUCCACAUACACGCAACACACCCGCAACUGCCUGACUACAAAGCAAUCUGGUUCACACAUGCUACUCCAAAGUACGCCUUCCUUCUCUGGCUGGUAGUCAAAAAUAGAGUCGCAACAGGUGACAAACUGCAGCAAUGGAAUCCUCAGGCAAUCGCAAGCUGUAUCCUCUGCAAUCAUCUGCAAGAGACAACAGAGCACCUUUUUUUCCAAUGUUCAUACUCAAAGCUGGUGUGGGAAGGUUUAAUACAAAAGCUACUUGCUGAUAAUUACACAAGCCAUUGGAGGGAGGUCAUCACUCUACUUACUGGCAACGCUUUGGACAAAUCACAAAAGUUCAUACUCGGUUAUGCUUUCCAAGCAGCCAUUCACUCGCUCUGGAGAGAAAGAAACGGACGACGACAUGGAGAAAGCUCACUAACACCAGAGCACUUGAUCAAGCUUAUAGACAAGAAUGUUCGAAACAGACUUAGCACCCUACCAGGCGGCCAAGACAAACUCAUCCAAAUUUGGUUUGCAGCAAGAUUCUACUAAAUGAAUUUUUAAAGUUUUCAACUAUUUUUAAAGUGUUUCCACAAAAUUUUUUUGU
Messenger RNA from Camelina sativa (false flax), 2309 nucleotides. RefSeq lists its product as uncharacterized. Lineage: Eukaryota; Viridiplantae; Streptophyta; Magnoliopsida; Brassicales; Brassicaceae. The record is from RefSeq and is a predicted model, not a curated record.